Trematosphaeria pertusa is the source of this 1464-nucleotide messenger RNA. RefSeq names its product MFS general substrate transporter. The record is from RefSeq and is a predicted model, not a curated record. NCBI's taxonomy places the organism in Eukaryota, Fungi, Ascomycota, Dothideomycetes, Pleosporales, Trematosphaeriaceae. The transcript is spliced from 6 exons. Gene Ontology annotation, molecular function: transmembrane transporter activity. Bases 1 to 1464 code for a protein of 487 amino acids. Gene Ontology annotation, biological process: transmembrane transport.
AUGUCCGGGUCGAACAGCGAGAAACUCGGGGCACCGACGUUGAAGACAACCGAAGACGGUAUCCCUCUGGUGCCCCAACCAAGUGAUGAUCCGGACGAUCCCCUGAAUUGGAGCUUCCCCAAGAAGCAUGCCGCCCUGUUUAUCCUGGCCUUGGAGUCCCUCCUCGUCAAAUUUUCAGCUACUCUCAUUGCACCUGGAGCCCAUACCCUAGCUGCGCAGUUCCAUGUCCCGGCAUCCACUGCGACCUACAUCGGAUCCGCGCCUUCGAUCUUAUACGCACUUGCGCCGUUGGUCUGGAUUCCUCUUAGUCACCGAGUCGGACGUCGUCCAGUGCUUCUGGUCAGUCAGAUUAUUGCGCUUAUCGCAGCUAUCGGUGUCGCCAGGUCACAAUCCUACGCCCAAGCUCUGGGUUGCCGCAUGGUUAUGGGAUUCGGGGGCAGUGCCGGUUUGUGUAUUGGUCCCGCUGCCAUUUCCGACAUGUUCUUCUUGCACGAGAAGGGCAGUCGCAUGGGUAUUAUCAGUAUUCUGCUCGUUACCGCUCCCUAUGUCGGUGGCGUGGGUGGAGGCUCUGUCCAAUACAACAAACAACUGGGCUGGCGAUGGUCCAUGUACAUCUCAGCUAUUUGCUACGCAGCGCAAUUGGUUGCCCAAUUCUUCCUCGUCCCAGAAACCAUCUACGAGCGAGAGAUAGCUGCCGCCGAAUCUCCCGAAGCAAAGAAAACCCUGUCUCGCCGCCUAGGCUUCCGUACGCCUACCAAUCCGACCGGCGAGACCUGGGCCCAAACAUUUCGCCACCCGUAUGCGAUGUUCGUCUACCCAGCGGUUGUUCUGCCAUCAUUCUGGGUCUCCCUAUGUGUCAUGACGGAAGUAGCCAACACCGCCGGCUUUGCUCUAAACUUUGGCAUCACCAGCCGCUUCCACUUUAACGUCGCGCAGGUCGGGUUCUGCUACUUCUCCGGUCUGGUUGGCGCCCUCCUCGGUGAACUAUGUGCUGGUCCGCUGUGCGACUUGACCGCCAAACGCUGCUUGAAAAGGGAGGAGGAAUGGCAGCCAGAGAAGCUGCUCAAGCUUUCCCUUACUGGUCUUUUAACAGUCUUUGUCGGUCUAAUGAUCUACGGCUUUGAGCUCGACCGCGCGCAGCAUUGGAUCGUGCCCCUAGCCGGCUCCGCUCUCUUUGUCUUCGGCCAGGAAAUCGUCGUCACAGUCGUCAUGACGUACAUGACGGACUGCUAUCCGGAGCAUGCUGCCGAGGUCGCCAUCGUGUUCCAGUUCUUCUUCAACAUCAUGUGCUUCCAUCCUCCUUUCUACACGCCACAGUGGAUUGCGAAGACGGGCGCGAGCCUGCCGUAUGUUGUUUACGCGAUCAUUCCGAUCGUCUUCUUCCCUUUCGGCAUUGGGCUGUUGAUGUGGAAGGGCCCGCAGAUUCGGAGCAAGGGAGGGCUGUUCGCGUUGAAGAGGAAGUAA